Molecule: messenger RNA, 10579 nt
Organism: Eleginops maclovinus (Patagonian blennie)
Lineage: Eukaryota; Metazoa; Chordata; Actinopteri; Perciformes; Eleginopidae
Gene: tenm4
Product: teneurin transmembrane protein 4
Exons: 29
Coding region: 1-8469 (2822 amino acids)
Biological process (GO): heterophilic cell-cell adhesion; neuron development; signal transduction
Cellular component (GO): membrane; neuron projection
Molecular function (GO): cell adhesion molecule binding; protein homodimerization activity; protein heterodimerization activity
Source: RefSeq, a predicted model, not a curated record
AUGGAAGUGAAGGAACGUAGACCCUACCGCUCGCUCACUGCCCGGCAGGACACGGAGCGCCGCUACACCAGCUCCUCUGCAGACAGUGAGGACGGAAAACCCAACCCCAAAUCCUACAGCUCCAGCGAAACACUCAAGGCCUUCGACCAUGACUCCAGGAUGGCCUAUGGGAGCCGUGUCAAGGAAAUGGUUCAUCACGAAGUGGACGAGUUCAGUCGGCAAGGGGCAGACUUUUCCCUUCGGAACCUAGGGUUCGGAGAGGGCCUCCCGUCCCAUGUAGCCACUUACAGGACUGACAUGGGAAUGCCGCACCGCGAAUACUCAGUCAGUGUGGGCUCAGACGCCGACACAGAGACGGACGGCAUCAUGUCGCCGGAGCACGCAGUCAGGCUAUGGGGCCGCAGCAACACCAAGUCGGGCCGCAGCUCGUGCCUCUCCAGCAGGGCCAACUCCAACCUGACUCUCACUGACACUGAGCACGACAACACAGAAAACGGUCCUCCGCUGCAUUGUUCAUCUGCCUCCUCCUCCCCUGUUGAGCAGCUCCCAUACCCUCCCCCUUCCAUCUCAGCCAAUGAGAGCCAGAGAGGGUUGCUAGGUAACUGUGCGGCUCAGCCAGCCCAGGACUCUGACUCUGAGGAUGAGUUUGGCCCCAAUUCAUUCUUAGUUAAAACUGGCUCAGGGAACCUGUAUGCUCCUGCCACUGCAACUGCUGAUGACGGAGCCUUUCAAAACCAUUCCCGGCUGCGGACGCCUCCUCUACCGCUCUCCCACUCCCACUCUCCCAAUCAUCAGCACCAUGCGGCCUCCAUUAACUCCUUGAACAGGGGCAACUACACACCACGGAGUAACCCAAGUCCCGCUCCGACAGACAGCUCUGCUCCUCCUGAGGGUCCAGCUAGUGGGCAAGACUGCACACAGGACAACUGGCUACUCAACAGCAACAUCCCCUUGGAAACCAGAAACAUAGCAAAGCAGACAUUCCUAGAGACUUUACAGGACAACCUCAUUGAGAUGGACAUUCUGGCAUCAGCACGCCACGAUGCCUCGUACAACGACGGGCACUUCCUGUUCAAACCAGGUGGAACAUCACCAAUGUAUUGCACAACAUCACCAGGAUACCCUUUGACCUCCAGCACGGUGUACUCGCCACCCCCUCGGCCCCUGCCUCGGAACACCUUCUCUCGACCUGCCUUCAGCCUGAAGAAGUCCUAUAAGCACUGCAACUGGAAAUGUGCUGCUCUCAGUGCCAUCCUCAUCUCAGUAACACUGCUCUUUCUGUUGGCCUACUUCAUUGCCAUGCACCUUUUUGGAUUAAACUGGCACCUGCAGCCCAUGCAGAGACAGAUGUACCAACUAUCAGAGGACAAUGCCAGUGGCCUACCUUUACCUACGGACCUGAGCUUUCCCCCGCUAGGAAACACAGGCUUGGGAUUACCUGAUCGCAAAGGAAAAGAUGACAGCAAAUUGGACAGCUUGUUCCCUGAUGACAGCUAUAUAGAUAUGGGGGAGAUUGACGUCGGGCGCAAGGUCGCGCAGCAGAUUCCUCCUGGUAUCUUCUGGAGGGCCCAGGUCUUCAUUGAUCAUCCCAUGUACCUGAAGUUUAAUGUGUCCCUGAGCAAAGAUGCCUUAGUGGGAGUCUACGGGAGAAGAGGCCUACCUCCCUCGCACACACAGUUUGACUUUGUGGAGCUUUUGGAUGGGCGGCGGCUCCUGGCCCAGAACGUCCGUGGUCUGGAGGGUCCUGUGGCUAUGCAGAGGAGCCUGGUGCCCAUCACCACACAUGACACAGGCUUUAUCCAGUACAUGGACUCGGGCAUCUGGCACCUGGCUAUCUACAACGAUGGCAAAGAAACGGAAACUGUCUCCUACCUCACCACAGCCAUAGAAUCUAUUGAUGACUGUCCCAGUAACUGCUUUGGGAACGGUGACUGUGUUGCUGGAACAUGCCACUGCUUUUUAGGAUUCAAAGGACCGGACUGUGGGCGAGCUGCCUGUCCAGUCCUGUGCAGUGGGAAUGGUCAAUACCUUAAAGGUCGCUGCAUGUGUCACAGCGGCUGGAAGGGCUCCGAGUGUGACGUUCCCACCAACCAGUGCAUUGACAUCACAUGCAGCAGCCAUGGGACGUGCAUCGUGGGAACCUGUAUCUGCAACCCGGGCUACAAGGGGGAAAACUGUGAAGAAGUGGACUGCAUGGAUCCAACAUGCUCAGGCCGAGGGGUAUGUGUCCAGGGAGAAUGCCACUGCUUUGUGGGCUGGGGCGGGCCAGGCUGUGAGAGCCCCCGAGCCUCCUGCAUGGACCAGUGCUCUGGACACGGAGCUUUCCUGGCAGACACCGGAACCUGCAGCUGUGAUCCCAACUGGACGGGCCAUGACUGCUCUACAGAGAUUUGUGCAGCGGACUGUGGUGGCCAUGGCAUUUGUGUGUCGGGCACCUGCCGCUGUGACGAUGGCUGGAUGGGCACUGGGUGUGACCAGAGGGCGUGUCACCCUCGCUGCAACGAACAUGGCACUUGCAGGGACGGCAAAUGUGAAUGCAGUCCGGGAUGGAACGGAGAGCACUGCACUAUUGAGGGCUGCCCUGGUUUGUGCAAUGGAAAUGGUAGGUGCACUCUGGGUAACAAUGGCUGGUUCUGUGUGUGCCAGCUGGGUUGGAGGGGCACUGGCUGUGACACCUCUAUGGAAACUGCCUGCAGUGAUGUCAAGGACAACGAUGGAGAUGGCCUAGUGGACUGCAUGGAUCCAGACUGCUGUCUGCAGGCAACCUGUCACACCACCUCUCUGUGCGUUGGCUCACCGGACCCCCUGGACAUCAUCCAGGAGACACAGAUGUCCUCUACACAGAGCAACCUGCAGACUUUCUAUGACCGGGUGCACUUCCUGGUGGGCAGAGACAGCACCCACAUCAUCCCUGGUGCCAACCCCUUCGACGGCAACCAUGCUUGUGUCAUUCGUGGACAAGUGGUGACAUCAGACGGAACACCGCUGGUUGGCGUCAACAUCAGUUUCAUCAACAACCCAUCCUAUGGCUACACAAUCACGAGACAGGAUGGAAGUUUUGACUUGGUGACCAACGGGGGCAUAGCCAUAGCCCUGCACUUUGAGCGCGCUCCAUUCAUCACCCAGGAGCACACUCUCUGGUUGCCAUGGGGACGCUUCUUUGUCAUGGAUACCAUUGUCAUGCGGCAUGAGGAAAAUGAUAUCCCUAGCUGUGACCUGAGUAGCUUCACCAGGCCGAGCCCUGUGGUGUCCCCGGCGCCGCUCACCGCGUUCGCCGGCUCCUGCGCUGAGAGGCGGACCGUCGUACCCGAAAUCCAGACUCUGCAGGAGGAGGUCCCCAUACCAGGGACGGAUAUUAAUCUUGGCUAUUUAAGCAGCAGGACUCCAGGUUACAAGUCAAUACUGAGAGUGACCCUUACCCACUCCACAAUCCCUUUCAACUUGAUGAAGGUUCACCUUAUGGUGGCUGUGGAAGGCAGGCUCUUCAGAAAGUGGUUUCCUGCAGCCCAAAACCUCUUGUAUGACUUUGUGUGGGACAAGGCUGACGUCUACAGCCAGAAGGUCUAUGGCUUGUCAGUAGCUUUUGUAUCUGUGGGUUUUGAGUAUGAAUCAUGUCCAGACCUUAUUCUAUGGGAGAAGAGGACUGCUGUUCUUCAAGGCUACGAAACUAUUGCCUCCAAACUGGGAGGAUGGACUAUUGACAAGCACCAUGCUUUAAAUAUCCAGAGUGGUAUUCUUCACAUGGGCAAUGGGGAGAACGUCUUCAUUUCCCAGCAGCCUCCUGUAAUCGGCAGCGUGAUGGGGAACGGGCGCAGGCGCAGCAUCUCCUGCCCCAGCUGUAAUGGCCUCGCUGACGGAAACAAGCUGCUGGCUCCCGUGGCUCUGGCCUGUGGCUCGGAUGGAAGCCUGUAUGUGGGCGACUUCAACUAUGUGAGGAGGAUUUUCAACACGGGGAAUGUCACCAGCGUCCUGGAGCUCAGCAACAGCCCUGCUCACAAGUACUACCUGGCCACCAGUCCGGUGAACGGCGUUGUGUACCUGUCGGACACCAGCAGCAGGAAGGUGUUCAAGGUGAAAUCCCUGAAUGUUGUGAAGGAUGUGGCAAAGAAUCUGGAGCUGGUGGCGGGCACGGGUGACCAGUGUCUCCCGUACGAUGACACUCGCUGCGGGGAUGGAGGAAAAGCUGCUGAGGCCACUCUCACCAACCCCAGAGGCAUUACGGUGGAUAAGUACGGUGUUAUCUUCUUUGUGGAUGGGACCAUGAUUCGCAGGAUUGAUCAGAAUGGUAUCAUCUCUACUCUUCUGGGCUUCAAUGACCUGACCUCUGCCCGACCUCUCAGUUGCGAUGCUGUGAUGGACAUCUCUCAGGUGCGUCUUGAGUGGCCCACAGACCUGGCAGUGAGUCCCAUGGACAACUCCCUGUUCGUCCUGGACAACAAUGUAGUACUCCAGAUCUCAGAAAACCAUCAAGUCCGUAUUGUUGCAGGUCGGCCCAUGCACUGCCAAGUGCCUGGUAUUGACCAUUUCCUCAUGAGCAAAGUGGCCAUACAUGCCACCCUGGAGUCCGCCAAUGCCCUAGCAGUGUCCCACACCGGUGUUUUGUACAUCGCUGAGUCAGACGAAAAGAAAAUAAACAGAGUGCGACAGGUGUCCACCAAUGGAGAGAUCUCCCUGGUUGCAGGGGCACCGAGUGGCUGUGACUGCAAGAACGAUGCCAACUGCGAUUGUUACUUUGGAGACGAAGGGUAUGCCAAGGAUGCUAAGCUGAAUGCACCCUCGUCUCUAGCGGUGUGCCCGGAUGGCGAGCUUUACAUCGCAGAUCUGGGCAACAUUCGUAUCCGCUUUGUGCGCAAAAACAAGCCCUAUCUGAAUCCCCUCAGCAUGUACGAGGUGUCCUCUCCCAUUCACGAUGAACUCUAUCUGUUCGACUCCAACGGCAGCCACAUUUACACUCAAAGUCUGACAACAGGAGACCACCUCUACAAUCUGACCUACACAGGAGCAGGAGAUCUGAGCAGUAUUACUGACAAGAACAAGAACGUAGUGAACAUUCGCCGAGACACGACGGGCAUGCCUCUGUGGCUGAUGGCCCCCGAUGGGCAGACAUUCUGGUUCACCAUUGGCACAAACAAUGCACUUAAAUCUGUAGCUGCACAGGGUCAAGAGCUAGCUGUGAUGACCUACCACGGAAGCUCAGGACUCCUUGCAACUAAGACGAAUGAAAAUGGAUGGACGACUUUCUUUGAGUAUGACAGUUACGGGCGUCUGACUAACGUCACUUACCCCACGGGCCGUGUGAGCAGCUACCGCACAGACUCCGGCAGUUCCGUACGCAUCCAGUCAGAGGGCUCCAACAAAGAAGAUAUCACCAUCACCACCAACCUGUCAGCCUCCGGCACCUUCUACACACUCAUGCAGGAUCAAGUCCGAAACAGCUAUUACAUUGGUCUGGAUGGCUCGCUGCGGCUGGUGUUGGCCAAUGGUAUGGAGGUGUCACUGCACACAGAGCCCCACUCGCUGUCUGGAACAGUCAAUCCAACAGUGAGCAAGAGGAACGUAACACUGGCCAUUGACAAUGGCCUUAACCUGGUGGAGUGGAGGCAGAGGAAGGAGCAGGCUCGUGGCCAGGUCACUGUGUAUGGCCGCAGAUUGAGGGUUCAUAACAGGAACCUACUGUCAUUGGACUUCGAUCGAAUCACCAGGACCGAAAAGGUCUACGAUGACCACAGAAAGUUUACUUUACGGAUCCAUUACGACCAUGCUGGCCGGCCCACUCUGUGGGCGCCAAGCAGUCGUCUGAAUGGAGUCAAUGUGACCUAUUCAACUGGGGGGCAUGUGGCAGGUAUCCAAAGAGGGACCAUGUCCGUACGCAUGGAGUAUGACCAGAAUGGAAGAAUCACCUCCCAAAUAUUUGCUGAUGGAAAAUCAUGGACUUACACUUACCUUGAGAAGUCCAUGGUCCUGCUGCUCUACAGCCAGCGGCAGUAUAUCUUUGAAUUCGACAAGAAUGACAGACUAUCCUCUGUGACCAUGCCCAACGUGGCACGGCAGACCCUAGAGACCUCCCGCUCCAUUGGCUACUACAGAAACACCUACCGGCCCCCUGAAGGUAACGCUUCAGUGCUCCAGGACUACAGCGAGGAGGGCCAGUUGCUGCAGACCACCUACCUGGGCACAGGCCGCCGGGUCAUCUACAAAUACGGCAAGCUUUCCAAGCUGCUUGAGAUCCUCUAUGACACCACGCGCAUCGGUUUCUCCUACGAUGAGGUGGCGGGCAUGCUGAAGACAGUCAACCUGCAGAGCGAGGGCUUCACCUGCACCAUCCGCUACCGGCAGAUCGGCCCACUGAUAGACAGACAGAUCUUCAGAUUCAGUGAAGAGGGCAUGGUCAAUGCCAGAUUUGACUAUGUGUACGACAACAGUUUCCGCGUCACUAGCAUGCAGGCUGUCAUUAAUGAAACACCGCUGCCAAUCGACCUGUAUCGCUAUGACGAUGUGUCCGGCAAAACAGAACAGUUCGGCAAAUUUGGAGUUAUCUAUUAUGACAUAAAUCAAAUUAUCACCACAGCAGUGAUGACCCACACCAAACACUUUGAUGCCUAUGGCCGAGUGAAGGAGGUCCAGUAUGAGAUCUUCCGCUCGCUCAUGUACUGGAUGAUGGUGCAGUAUGACAACAUGGGUAGAGUGGUAGCCAAGGAGCUGAAGGUCGGGCCUUACGCCAACACCACACGCUACACAUACGAGUACGAUGCCGACGGUCAACUCCAGGUGGUCUCCAUCAACGACAAGCCUCUGUGGAGGUACAGCUACGACCUGAACGGCAACUUACACCUCCUCAGCCCUGGAAACAGCGCGCGGCUCACACCACUACGUUAUGAUAUCAGAGACCGCAUUACUCGCUUGGGAGAUGUCCAGUAUAGGAUGGAUGAGGAUGGUUUUCUCAAGCAAAGAGGGAACGACUACUUUGAGUACAACUCGGCGGGCCUGCUGGUUAAGGUGUACAACAAAGUGGCCGGUUGGAACAUCAAAUACCGUUAUGACGGCCUGGGCAGGAGGGUGUCCAGCAAAAGCAGCACGGGCCAUCACCUGCAGUUCUUCUACGCUGACUUAUCCAGCCCCACCCGGGUCACCCAUAUGUACAAUCACUCCAGCUCCGAGAUCACGUCGCUCUACUACGACUUACAGGGACACUUGUUUGCCAUGGAGCUAAGCAGCGGGGAUGAGUUCUAUGUAGCUUGUGAUAAUAUAGGCACACCUCUGGCUGUGUUCAGUGGCUCAGGCCUCAUGAUUAAGCAGAUCCUCCAUACAGCGUUCGGAGAGGUUUACCUCGACACCAACCCCAACUUCCAGAUCAUAAUCGGCUACCAGGGAGGCCUGUACGAGCCGCUGAGCAGACUGGUCCACAUGGGCACACGGGACUACGAUGUCCUCGCCGGCCGCUGGACAACACCUAACCAUAACAUCUGGAAACGUCUCAACAGCAACCACAUUGUGCCGUUCAACUUGUACAUGUUCAAGAACAACAACCCUCUCAGCAACAAUAAGGCCAUAAAGUGCUACAUGACCGAUGUGAACAGCUGGUUGGUGACCUUCGGCUUCCAGCUAUACAACGUCAUCCCCGGCUAUCGCAAACCGAGCACAGAGGCCAUGCAGCCGUCCUACGAGUUAGUGCGCACCCAGAUCAAGACACAGGAGUGGGAUAGCACUAAGUCUUUGCUGGGCGUUCAGUGUGAAGUUCAGAGGCAGCUGAAGGCCUUUGUGAAGCUGGAGCGCUUUGGUCAGAUCUACAGAGCCAAAAGUGCCGGAUGUCCUCAGACGGAGGACAAGAAGAUCUUUGCCUCUGGUGGUUCCAUCUUCGGAAAGGGGGUGAAAUUUGCCAUCCGUGACGGCCGCAUCAGUACAGAUAUCGUCAGUUUAGCCAACGAGGACGGGCGGCGCAUGGCCGCAGUACUGAACGACGCCUUCUACCUUGAAGACCUCCACUUCACUAUCGCCGGGAUGGACACACACUACUUUGUCAAACUGGGCUCGGUGGAGGGAGACCUGUCCCUCAUCGGCAUGACGGUGGGCCGGCGCACGCUGGAGACCGGCGUCAACGUGACCGUGUCUCAGGUCAACACUGUUCUCAAUGGCAGGACUAGGCGCAUCACCGACAUCCAGCUGCAGUAUGGCGCUCUGUGUUUGAAUACGCGUUACGGCAGCAGCGUGGAUGAGGAGAAAGCUCGUGUGUUGGAACUGGCACGGCAGAGAUCCGUGGCCCAGGCGUGGGCCCGAGAGCGCCAGAGACUGAGGGACGGAGAGGAGGGCUCGCGCACCUGGACUGAGGGAGAGAAGCAACAGCUCCUGGGCUCGGGUAAGGUGCAGGGCUACGACGGAUACUACGUGGUUUCAGUGGACCAGUACCCCGAGCUGGCAGACAGUGUCAACAACAUUCAUUUUAUGAGACAGACCGAAAUGGGCCGAAGGUGACAUGAAAACGAGGCUCCAGAGUCACAGACUCGGAUGUAGGACAUGGGACUUCUUGCCAAAGACAGUUGUGUACAUGACCACUUUUUUUUCCCCUCUGACUUCGCUCAACUUGGUUUUUAAUAUACUGUAAAAAAGGAAAAAACAUGGCUGCAAUCAGUUGCACUGCAUUAAUAGAAGAGUGCCCUUCUCCUUUUGAAGAUACUUCAACAGUCUUUGCCCUCCAAGUGCGGCUGCUAGAGGAUGAACAUUUGCGAUGUCUGUGACUUAUUUUUGUGACUCCCAUUUCCUCGUCCCUGUUGGUGAUUCUGUUCAAAGAAACCUGAGAGGAGUAUUGGUAAUGCAUUAUGUUCACUGGCUAACUCUGCAGCCAGACUUGCAGAUUGUUAUUCACAAGCUUGCUCCAUUCUGCCUCAGCCAAGGAGAUUCCUUCUCUUUUAAUCACUUCUUUUUUAUACUUGAAACCCCUCAUAGCCCCAGUCAUCCAUAAAUAAUGAGAGCGAUUUCUGUUGGCGGUGGAGCCCUUCAUCAAGACCCCAGCUGAACUCGUCAAAGCACCUUCAUUUGUGUGAUGUCUCGUACCUUUUCAGAGGAGGAUUGAUACCCAUAUGAAGCUUCAGUGCUCCCUGACUGUGCAUGUCCAUGCUUUAUGAACUACAAAACAAGUGAAACUGCUUAAUCGAGCUUCAAUUUUAUAGUAAGGCCAACAAAGGGGUAUGAGGUCAUGUUUUUUAUUUCCUGUGUAUUUUAUUUUUUUAACUGGAAUUCUUUCUCUAUAGGAAAAAAAAAGGAAAACAUUGAAUAAAUGAUUCUCUGCUCCCUUUUAUUUGACUGGGGUCAAACAACUCGAUUAUGAAAAAUAGCAACGAGCCAACCCUGUAAGAAACUACAGUGGAAUUAAUGUCUGUAUUAAACAUCAAAAGGUAUUUUACAGGAAUGGGUUUGAAUUACAUUUUAGGUUUUUUUUAUAAAUAGCUAUAUGAAUUAACAGUAUAACAAAUGUGAAUUAAAAAAAUAAUGUGAACUAUUGUCCCUUUUAUUGUUAAUUGUUGUACUUGAACAAUACUUAAGGGUGUUUCAACACAUGGAAUAAACUAUGGAAGGUGGUUUAGUUUAAUCAAUUACUGUGUGUUUCAUUAAGCCGACUACAUUUUACUGAUCUUUGCAUUGAAAGGCAGUGUUUGUUUCUCAAUGAGCUUAAGUCAGUAUUCCUCACUACAAAGUCCAAUCAUAUAAAGCUUGGGAUGAGAAUAUUUUUAAGAAUAAAGACUACCCAUUGUCAUCAGUGAUACGUACCACAUUAACAUGCUAGCUGCUGGAGUGAGUGGCCUCACAUUGUGAUGUUGGCGGGAUGAAAGAAACAAAUUGCCUUUGCCCUAAGGGCUGCCCAUAGGUCAGCAUCCAGAGUGCUUUCAUUCUCCGGAAUAAGACUCCGCUCGGUCCCCUGGCUGCGUUAGACCUGCAGGUGUACUAGUUGCCGUUUACAGACUAAAGGUCGUCCAUACACGACAACGUUGGAAAUAACCCACAUGGACACAUUCUAGCUCCCAUAUGUCCGUGUCCCCCUCUGUGGAAAACCGCAAAGGACAAUUCUGCUCAUUCGGAAAAUGUCCUUACUCAAGAGGAAUCAAGACUAUUUUGAAAAUUGUGACAUUGAUUUGACAUCUGGUUCUUUAUGACAAUCCACUACACGCUAUGGACUCUCUUAUCAUUUUCCAUCUGAAUAUUUGUGUGUGUAGAGGUGGUGGGAGCAUGAUUGAGUGUCUCAAUCUGUAAAAAUAUAAAAGCAAACACAGUUAUUUUUAUUUCUGCUGCUGGUUGAUUCAGUGAUGUUGUGUCUCCAAAAAAUAUGUAUGUUCAGCAUUAUAUGAAUGAAAGAUAUUUGCAUUGUGGAAUAUUGCACUGAGACCUGUCGCGUCAUAAGACUGUAUCUUUUUCUAAAGUUUUGGACUCAUUUUGAGUUUCUAGUUUGUUCUCAACACUGUGUUUUUAGUGCUUCUCUUUGACCAUGUAAAUAUGAAGACAUCCAAGUAAGCUGUAAAUAAAAUGCAAAUGUAGAUACCUCUUAGAGCUACAUCAGUGACCCUGUGUAGUCUUAAGGUAGAAAAAAAUA